AUGAAUGAACAUCAUAUGGCCCGUAUCUUUGGCGAUAUUUGCUUGGCAAUGCAUCACAUUCAUUCAAAAGGAAUUGUUCAUCGAGACGUGAGGAGUGAUAACAUCCUUUUGACUUCCGAUGGAAAAGCAAAGUUGACGGAUUUCACACAUGCAACCAGCUUAUCAUUAAAUGAAAAGCGUAGUAGCGUUGUUGGAACGGCUUAUUGGAUGGCGCCAGAAGUGAUCAAAGCUGAACCGUACGAUCAAAAGGCUGAUAUUUGGAGUCUUGGAGCGGUAUUGUAUGAAUUGGCAGAAGGUAUUCCACCUCGUGUUGAAUUUCCUGCUUUACGUGCUAUCACGCUUACCGUUCAACUUGGUUUGCCGGCUCUUCAAGAUCCGCAGAAGUACUCUAGAGCUCUCAAAGAAUGUUUGGCCUGGUGUUCAGAAUUGCAACCGGAAAAUAGGCCAUCUGCUGAUAUGAUCCUAGAGGGCGAAUUCGUUGCUUGUGCUUCAUCA
This is a messenger RNA of Meira miltonrushii, 495 nucleotides long. RefSeq names its product kinase-like protein. Gene Ontology annotation, molecular function: protein tyrosine kinase activity; protein serine/threonine kinase activity; ATP binding. Lineage: Eukaryota; Fungi; Basidiomycota; Exobasidiomycetes; Exobasidiales; Brachybasidiaceae. Gene Ontology annotation, biological process: regulation of MAPK cascade; intracellular signal transduction; protein phosphorylation. The annotation marks the transcript as partial. Gene Ontology annotation, cellular component: cytoplasm. The record is from RefSeq and is a predicted model, not a curated record. The transcript has a single exon.